Penicillium digitatum Pd1 is the source of this 2925-nucleotide messenger RNA. NCBI's taxonomy places the organism in Eukaryota, Fungi, Ascomycota, Eurotiomycetes, Eurotiales, Aspergillaceae. The record is from RefSeq and is a predicted model, not a curated record.
AUGUUGAAGCCCUUCCAGGUCAGAAACCUUCGGGUAUCCACUCAUCAAGAGCCCGAGCAGCUUGCGGAUCCUCGUGCACCUCCAGGAGUGGUCCAGAUUUCUGCGACAGAUUACGAUGAAUUAGCCUCAAACCAUCCUCGCGCGAGGUUGACUUAUAUGGAUGUCGAUGAUGAUGACGAAACAAUCACCGUAGGAUCCGCUCUUGAGCUCUCUCAGCGCCUUGAUGAGCCCCUAGACACUAAUACGCAGCUUGAAUCCGUCGAACCUUCUCCCGAUGACAUCAGUCCGAUGCACGUAUUUGAUAUUCACCGAUCAAACUCCGUGACCGAGUUGUGGAAGCGAUUUGAACACAACGUUCCGAAACAAGACUUGGCUGGUAAGCAAACCGGCACGCAAACUACUUCUAAGGCUACUAUCCUCGAAGAGCAACAUGAAGUCCCGGUCCACAUCACUACCUCCCCAUCGGUCUCUGCGGACCAGCCUCAGCCUCUUAUGGAAGCAUUUGAGGCUGAACUAGCAAAGAUGUUCAAUGCUGCUGACUCCUUGGAGAGUCCAGCACCUCUACUACCUAAUUCCGCACCGACUAUUGAAUCAUCAGUCAACGUAAACUCUGGGCGAUCCCCUCAUCCCGUUGAGAUUUUAGCGACACAGGUCCUAGACCAGUUGAUCCACGGGGCUACUAUGCUACAGUCUGAAUGGAGAACAAAAAUCCCUGGGUUACAGCGACAGUUACAGAAUGCCCAAAGACAAUUUGAAAAUGCACAGAAAUCCUUGCCUGAGAACGUGGAAGCGUCAUUGCGGGCACUUCUCAUCACUGUUGAAGCUCACCUAAGAACCGCUUUUUAUAACCUCCCAGAUGGAGGAAGACAAAUGGCAGAAGAUGCCUUCCAAGCAGGAAGGCCUGUCGCUGAAACCGCCGCUGAUGGUCUUCGCAUGAUGGCCUCCGAACUCAACGAGGUCGGAAAAACUUUAUUUGCCGCAUUCGAAAGCGAGUUUGGGCGCGCUGUAUCAACAGCCUCUACGUCGAACUCGACUUCCGAGGUGCCAAAUCCCGGAGCAUCCGGGCCAUCCUUUAACAUUGCUGCAUACAAUGAAGCUACGGCCUCGGGCACCACGUGCUCCCAGAACUCAAAUGCGAAUCCUUCGAGAACAGCCACAAACGAGAAAUCAACAGCAGGCCUAGGCGAAUCAUCUCCACCUGAUGCUGCACAAGCAGGAGUACCCCCCAAUCCAAGUCGCCAUGGUCAACCCACACCAGUACAAUCAAAUCAUUGGGCUCCUCCUUCAUGGCCUGCUCCAUCUUGGAAUCCAUUCCAAACUUAUCAUGCUCCCCCGCCUCCCUGUCCUUCACUACCGCCUGCAUUGCUGCCGAAUUUCACCUACUGGCCGCAAGGGCCACCUGCGUUCGCGUCUCGACCUCCUCCUGUGUUCAAUGCUCCGUCGAAGACUACACAUACAUCGCAAACCAAGUCUGGAGAAUGGAAAAACAAGCCCGCCACUAAAUCCUUGUUUAUCGGGAAUGUUGGUUUCAAGGUUACCGACAAGAUGAUACAGGACGUGUUUGCCGCCAAGGGAUUUCUGGUCAAGGUAGAUCUCCCGCUAGAGACCGCAUCAGGAAGACAUGCAGGCUUUGGCUACGUUCAUUUCCCCUCAGAAUAUCCGGCUUUCGCUGCAAUGGACGCCUUGCAGGGUGCUGUCAUUGACGGCCACUCGAUAAACCUUGAGCCUAUGUAUCAUCCCCCUAUCGAAAGUGUACGUCCGGCGCAUAUUUCACCCAAUGCUAGUACAACCACUCACGAUACUCAGACAAAUGGCCCUCGGACUAAGACGAGCAUUACAAACAACGCUCCCUCAGAACGAAACAGUACCAUAUCGGGGCCCUUUUCGUCCCCGUUUCCUGACAGGCUUCAGAAGAGUCCAUGCAAGCCUAGAAAAACGGAGAAUCGGAGAAAGUCGGUCAAUUUCGUAGAACUCACGCAGAAUGUUGAUCUUGGGCAAGCUCAGACGGAAUCGUCCGCACUACUUGAUUCUCCAAGCGAUGACCCUGCAUUCAGCGCACGUUUUCCUUCGCUUUUGCCCGAGACGAGCGCACAUCACAUUGAUCCAUUGAGCGAUCGGGGUGUUUCUUCGUAUUCACAUACAGAAUCUCAUUUCCCACCUGUGUCUCAAUGGGAGGCCCAAGUUCUUGCAAAUCGGCAGGAACGCCCUGUAACAGAACCUACAGCUAGUGACACAAAGCACCCUGAGGGUCCUUCCACUCACGCUUUACCCCUGCAUCCUACACGGAAGGCGUUUGGUCAAUCUCAACCAGCUUCUCAUCUAGAUGCAGCUGCCAAUAAAUCAUCGGUCGUCGAUGCUGGACAACCUUCCGACUUUAGCAAAGCAAUUCGGGAUCCGCUUGUUUAUUCAUUCGGUGUCGAGGAGACUAUGCGCCCAGUGGUAGAUCUCAAUGGCCCCCAGACUGCGACCAAGUUGAAGCGUCGAGCCACUGAGCACAAACCUCAUAACCCAAACCAUUGGCAUGCUUCUGAGACUGACAGUCAUCAUCCCCUCAAUCAUUCCGCAAGUAUGCGUCAUCCUGGGGACAGAUCGCAUGGUCCUGCGGGAACAGACGCAUGGGCGCGCCUUUCUAGGCGAGAACGAAAGAGUGCCUCUUCUCGUGUGCAGAUCCCCGGAAGCUUCCCGGUAGAAAAUACGACGAGGGUCGAACUCUCUAGUACUCGUGGUACCAGUGUUCCUGAGUCUGAUGAUACGGCAGUUGAACGAUGUGUGUCUGCUCUUGUCGACAUGGGUUACGGGGCGGAACAGGAGGGCGGACGGUCAAGGAUGGCUGUGUAUGCGGCCAUGGCAAAUGGCGACCUCAUGGAUGCGAUUGAUAUGAUUGAAGAGGAAAGAUCGAUCUAUGAUAGACGGCCUUCGCAGUGA